AUGUGUCCUGAGGGUUAUUCUGAACCUCUUCAAUUGGAGCUGCAACAUCAGCACUCGGAGGAUAAGGAGAGAGAUGGAGCCUCGGACAAUGAGACUAAAUCAGACUCCGAGGUUCCUGAAGUUCCCGUUCCUGCCGAUGACACACCAGAGGUUCUCAACAAAAUCCUCUCAGGCCUUUCCUUACGAUUGAAGAACUGGUGGGAGAGAUACACAUGGGAGAUUCUCACUCCAGCUAUGAUCUCCUCGUUCUUCUUCAUCUUUAUUGUUUAUCUGGGUCCGAUGGCUCUGAUGAUGAUGCCGUUUCUGAUCAAGUGCUUCCAUCAGAUCAUCACAACUGGUUACAGAGUCUAUCACUGUUACCACAUGCCAUGGUUCAGAACCCUAAGCUUGUACUUCCUGCUGUGCGUGAGCUACUUCUUCUAUGAGGAAAAGAUCACAGAUUAUUUUUUCACCCUGGUGCAGAGGGAGGAGUGUGUACACAUGCUCAGCAAAUACCAUCAUUUCAUUCCCUUUGCCCUGUACCUCGUAGGAUUCUGCAUGAUUGUUUUGAGUCUGGUGAAGAAACUCUAUCGCCUGCCAUUCUGCAUGUUCAUCUGGACUCAUUUGACCGUGCUGAUUGUGGCGAUUCACUCGGACUUAAUCAUUCAAAACCUUUUUGAGGAGAUGAUCUGGUUUAUUGCGCCAAUCUCCAGUAUUAUUUGUAAUAACAUAAUCGAUUGCAUGUUUGGAUUCAUUCUCAGUCGCAGCCUUUAAGUUGUCUCUUAAUAAGACAUAGCGAGAGCCGUGAGAACAGGGCGAGGCCGGUGGCAUGAUUGAUGAUGAGCGCCACCUGCGAGCCGCACCAUCUAGUUUCUCACGGAGCAUAAAAGGAGGAGCGACGACAGUGAAGGACGAGAGAGGACCAGGCCUG
This is a messenger RNA of Ctenopharyngodon idella (grass carp), 910 nucleotides long. Its product is annotated as phosphatidate cytidylyltransferase 2-like. The record is from RefSeq and is a predicted model, not a curated record. Gene Ontology annotation, cellular component: endoplasmic reticulum membrane. Gene Ontology annotation, molecular function: phosphatidate cytidylyltransferase activity. The transcript is spliced from 2 exons. The coding region runs from base 1 to 753 and encodes 250 amino acids. Lineage: Eukaryota; Metazoa; Chordata; Actinopteri; Cypriniformes; Xenocyprididae.